AUGAGCCCUCGCACUGCCGUGAUGCUAAACAUUUACGACCUUGUUGAAGCCAACGACAUCAUGGCGCCGCUGGGCCUUGGCAUUUAUCAUAGUGGCGUUGAAAUUGCCGGAGAGGAAUUUUCCUACGCGAGUGGUGCCGGUAUUUUUUCCACAAGUCCCAGACAAGCACCCGGCGCCAAGUUUCGUGAGUCUAUAAACAUGGGCGUUUUUGAGGGAAGUCCACACGAAGCCCAUCGUUUGGCUUACUCACUGAGUACAGACUUUGAAGGGACUACUUACAAUUUGUUUUCAAAAAACUGCAACACGUAUGCAGACGCCCUAUGCCAAUUGCUGCUACAUUGGACCAAGCGCCAGUGGCUCCGUCACAAGCUACCAUUGAACCGUCGCGACGCACCAACUUCAAUUACAUCCCAUUUGCAGGUUCCGGUCAAGCAGCUGGCGGUUCUGCAACCGCUCCAUUGUCUUCUGAUACGUCGACGUUGGUGGAUCGACGCGAAAAACUUCGUUCGGCAGUGCUGCGACGAAUGGAUAAGCAAGGACUUUAGUCUUUCUUCCUUGAGUUUGAUGUGUACAGCCAGUCUGUGA
This is a messenger RNA of Plasmopara halstedii, 585 nucleotides long. RefSeq lists its product as uncharacterized. Gene Ontology annotation, biological process: protein deubiquitination. NCBI's taxonomy places the organism in Eukaryota, Oomycota, Peronosporomycetes, Peronosporales, Peronosporaceae. Gene Ontology annotation, molecular function: deubiquitinase activity. The transcript has 7 exons. The record is from RefSeq and is a predicted model, not a curated record. The coding region runs from base 1 to 585 and encodes 194 amino acids.